This is a messenger RNA of Hermetia illucens (black soldier fly), 5832 nucleotides long. RefSeq lists its product as uncharacterized. The transcript is spliced from 10 exons. NCBI's taxonomy places the organism in Eukaryota, Metazoa, Arthropoda, Insecta, Diptera, Stratiomyidae. The coding region runs from base 130 to 5457 and encodes 1775 amino acids. The record is from RefSeq and is a predicted model, not a curated record.
GUCAGUUAAGCGUUUCGUUUAAUUUUUUUUAGCAAAAGCAAUUGGGUUGUAUUUAUUUUGUUAACGUUUUGAGUGAGUUUAUUAAUUAACUAUCGUGUCUAGAUAAAAUUCUGCGUGAAAAAAAAAAUUAUGAAGCGAAUUUCUACUUCUCCCACUGCUGAAGGUGAAAGUAGGCCAGAAAUCGUUCCGUUGUCGAGGGCGUACCGGACUCUUUCCCCCAGAGCACAAAUUUUAAGCGGCUCUUAUAGUCAGGGAAAUAAAAUUUUCGGGCUACAGUCAAGAAAUAAACAGAGUCCUGCAACCUGCAUUGUAGCUGCCGUAUAUAGCAAAGUAAUACCCUCUUCAUCUUGGAUAAAAAAGGAUAUUCAUCGAAUCCUCGAACUAGGUGACAAGUUAUACAGAACCUCAGUCACCCACAUCCCUCUAAAGUCUUGGCAAGUACUUAAACCUCAUUGUGUGCACCCCACCUUUUAUAUUGGCCAAAACAAAAUCACCGUUUUUGUUGGAAACGAUGUUAUUACUGGAGUCCAUACACCAGACAACCCCGUGCUGCCAGAAUUGCUUGCCUCGGAAGCUUCCCAUUUAAAUGAAAAACAUGACGCAUUAAUUUUCAAUAUACAUGAUAAGAAUUUCGCGAUUUGGAAAGAACAAAGUAAAGCAUAUUUGUUCUGUCCACAUGAUGCCGAUGAUGAUGGACUGCCUGCAAAAGUGGGUACGGGGAAAAGCUUUGUCAUGCGGGCUGAUGCCAUCGAAAAUUUCGCCGAACAUUUAAGCUCCUUCAUAAAUGGACAGUUUUCGCUUUACUCUUUGAAAAUUCUAAAGCUUAUUGAACUCAAAAACACAAUGUCCGGCUUGAUUGCUCAGAUCCAAGAAAGUGAGGCUUUACCUGAUACUGAACCAGAAGAAAAAAAAUCAAGCACCGAAGUCGUUGAGGCAGAAAGUCAUCUGCCUCCCGGAUACACCAAAGAUUUAUUGGAAACGGAAAGGCAAUUCGAUUUGAAGGUUACCAGUAACUUUAAACCCAUAGAUGACACCCAAGGAAGUUUGCUGCAUAAUGCGUACGAGCACGAUGCCGACCUGAUUGUUUGCGAUACUUUGGCAGCACUGGUGAUGCUUCAUAGGAAGCAUUCAAGCACGUGGAAUGUUCAAACGAUAGCAGAAAUAUUGUCCCUAGGCAAAGACAUUUCUGACCAUGAUUUCGAUAUAGAGACCCAUAUUGCAGGCUACAUGGAAGUUAUCGCUUAUGAAAAGACCUACAGGAUUGAGUUUGAGAAGGUGGUUUACGGCCAAGUGACAUCCCAAGAUGAAAAUGUGCCUACGGUGUUGACAGGUGUCGAAAUGUUUUUCAAAAAUUACGACGUAGGACUUAUUUUUGGUCCACAAAACAUAGCCAUAUGGAAGGAAAAGGGAAUGUACUUUGCUUUCGAUCCAAAAGAAAGGGACGCCUUGGGGCGUAAGUGGACAAAAAUGCUUUCCAAACAGCUCGGUCCCCCCAAAAAAGGUGGCGGAGCUUGCGUUGUCUGGUACAAAAAUCCUAGACAACUAGCAGAACGAUAUAUCUCGAAUGUCCCAGUCAAGCACCGCAAUGAUGCUUUCCGGAUAAUUAAUAUUCACAUCCUUGAAUCACCACAAGGAGAUGACUGGGAAGAAUGGACUUUCGUCAAGCCUGGAGAAUGGAUCCUCCAAGGUGACGAUGCACUUUGCAAAUAUCUAACGCCAGAGGAAGUGGAUAAGAAGGCAAAAUCACUGGCAGUCGCGUGUUAUAUUUUAGCAUUCACAACACAAAAGCCAGAGGACGAAUGGUCUAGUGAAACCCUGACGAAUCUUCUAAAGGACGGAAUAGAAUAUUAUAAAACUUUAGUACAAGACGCUCAGCCCCAUCUAGCAAAUUCGCCAAACUCGAUGACUGAAUUGCAAGAACCCAAACGUUUAGAAUCACUAGCCGAGUUCAAGAAAAACGUUACCAUCGACGGGAAUAAAAUUCUACUGAAAAUCGAUGAGUGCGUCAUAUCGAACAAGGAUGUUCUGAAUGUCAAAGGCAGUUCAAUGUUAAAAGCAGGACUAGAAGUGUUCUUCAAAAGCUAUCGAUCUGGCAUUAUCACAUGUGGGGAAUCUAUUCUCACCACAUGGACUGACGGGGAAGCCUACUAUGUGCUGGACUUCGCGGAAAAAAUGAACAUCGAGCAGACCCUCACGAAAACAAGCAAUAACCAAGGAAAAAUAACUGCCGUCCGGUUUGAAAAGCUUUCCGAUAUGCUGAAUGUCAUUACUUCAAAUCCAAGGACUUUAGGAUAUGGGGAAUUUUGCAUUUCGAGAGUCGAGGCCACAUUCGAGGAAGGGGGUGAUAUACCCUUACGAAACUAUGAAGCGUUUUUAGGAAAAAGUGCAAUCUUAACACAACCAGACUAUCACGAGGGCCAUGCGAUAUUCGGUGCGAGAGCAGACAAACAAACCCUAGCAAAUCUGAUAACAGCUCUUUGCUUGAGUGCGAUCAAUAACUCCGCGGAAUGGUGUAAAUACGAUUUGGUAGAUAUCAUACGAAUUGGCGAUAGGAUGUAUGCGAAAAUUAUAGAAGACUUCAGUGAAUGUGAAGCAAAAGAUCAUGAAAUCGGUUGGGACGACCUACAACCUCAAAUAGGAAUAAGUGCUUUCACUUUCAACAGGGAAGAACACACAGGAAUUCUGUCAAAACCUGUUGAACAAUCUACCGAGCCACAACCAGAGCCAACUGUAAGUAUUGAACAACCAAUGGAAGAUCAAGAAAAAGGAUCAAAAAGUAUAAGCAUCUCGAAUGCUAACGAUGCAGAACCCAACGCCGAAGAAAAUGCACAAGAAGUGAGUGAAGAGCUAGCUCCCGAACCUGAUACUAUAACAACUCUUCUCCAAAAUCUUGAUAUUAACCCCACAUACGCUGCUAUAUUACAAACCGACUUUGUUGAUAUCGCUCUUUGGAAACAAGAUGGCCUUUAUUUUGUUUUCGACCCGAAAGCUAAUGACGAAAAGGGCUACCCUAGCGUUAGACGAAUUCAAAAGGCGGUGCAAGUCGUACAAGCUCGCCUAAAGGCGGAAGAAGAGGAAAGGAAUCAGAUGCGAGAGAGAGAUGUUUCAGCAAACAAACUUGAACCCGAAGAAGGAGAAGAUCACCCAAUGUUCGACGACCCGUACUUUUCCCUAGACGAGAUAAAGGCAAAAACUGACGAAGUCCACCAACAUUUAUCUGUAGUAAGAGAUAGUCAGUUAGCCCUUGAGAAAGGCGAGGCCGCAAAAGAAACGGUACGCGACAUUAUGUCACUACCAAAUGAUGGUGCCGCUUAUGUAGCAUGGUUUCAAACUCUCGAAGGCCUCAUUGACCAUCUUCUAUCUAAAACUCCUCCGGAAUAUCAGAAUCAACCUAUAACCUUACAUGUUAUUCAAAUUGAUAAAGCUGUGAUUCAAUCUCCUCAAAAGACCGUUAAGUAUUUUGAAGAAAGGAAUCCAGAAGGGUUCUGGACACUUCGAGGAUUCAUUUCACAAGAGGAUCCCAUACUUCCAAACAGAACAAACCUGGAUGGAGCCUGCUCAAUAAUUGCUCUAGGUUUCACGUUGAUCAACCCCGCGGAUGAAUGGUCCCGGCCUAUUCUGGACGUUAUAUUGAAGUUCGGUGACCGACUCUACACCAAAAGUUUAAUGCUGGUGUCUUCCUAUGACAACAAAGUAAAAUUAAAAAUUGGUCAACUCGCGAAGUCUUUUAGCAUUUACAAGCAUAAAUUUGAUUACGAAUUGAAAUUUUCUAACGACAAAUUUCCCCUGAAUAACCCAGAAAACUUUAAUGAAAUUAACUCUUCAUUCAAAGAGGCAGUGAAUAGGCUCGGAACGAGUGAAAAAAACAUUGGUGUUAUUGCCAACCUUAAUGGAAACUACUGCGUAGCUAUUUGGCGAGCUGGACCCAUCACAUAUGUUUACGACUCUCACCAAAAUGAUCCCAAUGGUGUGUACAAGACCAUUGGCUCUUCGACCCUCGAAAGGUUCGCCAAUUUAAAUAUUCUGUUCAACGUUCUGAGAAGGAAGUUCGAUAAUAUCAAGGAGGCGAUAAUGUGUGAACUAAUUGAGGUCGACAUGGAAACCACAAAAUCCAAAGCGAUCAGCCCACCGGACUAUACACUAGUCAAUUUCCGGGUACCAGAACCGCAAUCAGCUUUUAUCACAGGCGAAGACGUCGACACAAGCACUAAAAUAUUAAAGGUUGGGCAAGCCAAGCCAGAAGUAUCUGAGGUUUUGUUGAAUUUCGCGGCGGUGGUGCUGAGCCAUCUUUUACAUACAGAGUGCUGGACACCUACCAUAAUGAACAAAGUAUUCUGCCUAGCAAACAACUUGCAAGUGAAUUCGACAGAUAUCAAACUCGACGUCACAAUCGACAAAGUUGAAAUGGACCUCAAAGGAUUAAUAAGAUGCUUUACUAUUGACAACACAAUGUGCACCCUCAACAUAGAUGAAAUCAUCCGCGGUCCGAUUACUGGGAAAAACCCUACAGAUGUAUCUCUCGAAAACAGUCUUAACCUGCUUAUGCGCAACUACUGCCGAGCUAUAGUGAUAACCGCGUCGUAUAUUUGUGCAAUAUGGCGAGAAGAGGACACCUACUAUUUAUUCACAGCAUUCGAGGAGGACCGGCCAUUUGUAAUGAGUUGCAAAACUCAAGACAAAUUGCUGGAGUGGAUGAUUAAAAAUCGGCCAAAAGACAAGGAGUCGGAUUGGUACCAGAUUGUUCGUGUUGAAAUUGCAUCAAUUCAAUUGAAGGAUUUACCAAAAGCGUCCAAGCGCCAAAUGUUGCUGAAGCCGAAGAAGUUUGAUACAUCAGAAACGCCUAAACGUGACAAGAGGAAAAUUAAGAAAGUCGCGUGUACAAAGAAGGAGGCACAAUUCGUCGAGAAUGUUUUUAGUGAGAAGCAGGAUAUCAGGGACGUCUCUAAGCGUGAUAAGGCCGCCUGUAUAGUAGCAGCAGCGAUGUGCUAUCUGAACGACAUAUCCAAGUGGAAGAAAGAAGAUUUCGAGACAAUUAGCAGAUCUGCACUCAUGUUAUUUAUGGAUUCAGUCGCUGCGCAAGGCACCACGUCCAUUGACAUCGAUAACCUGGAGAAGUUCUUCCAAUUGCAGCAGGUUCAAAUGCAAGUUGAAGCCCUACCGACGGUUGCACAAUGUAGCCCCUCUCGGGAUGACAUCAAGGAAAUAUUGGCACAAUGUUUCAGCAAAUACAAAAUUGCUUACGUAAUAACAGAGUCGAAGAGUAUGCUCGCUCUCCACUGGAAAAGCGUCUUCUACGUAUUCCACCCGGAGGGCAAAUCAGAAGAAGGACAGUACGUGAGGGCAUGUACGAACAAUUUCGAAGCAUUCAGCGGGCUUGUAGAGCAUUUGGUAACGAAAAUUGAUGACCACCCCAAAGAAGUGCUCUUCGGCUCCGUCAAAGUUCUUGUGCUGAAAUGAAGUAACCGCCAACGCUAUGUUGAUAUUGUUUGUAAUUAUUUCAAAAUUUUUGAGUAGCAUUAAAAAUAACGUCUGAACUCGUAGAACUCUUGUAGCUAUGGAUUAAGUAGGCCGGAGGAUGCCUCACUCAAGUCUUUGCUCGCAAAUAACAAUAAAUUGUCUUCUAGAGUGGAGAGGAAUGGUUCAAGCACGUCAAGUGCUCAGAACAACAACCGGAGAAGGAGCCUCGUGGACAAUAACCCCAAAACGUAUAGUCGAGAACGACAACGGCUGCAGUAUCGAAGCUCACCGUGGGAUUUUCCACAUGAAUAUCACAGAACUUCGUAUAUCCUGCUCUAUGCGUCUAGCUGCACUGCCGUUGCUUCCGUAUUUGCC